GAUCAUAAUCACCGAGAGCUAUCCUAUUUUCUUCUUCUUUUUAAACUAUCUUCUCUCUAUUCCUGUUUUCUUUGUUGGUUGUUUGUGUUUCCUUCAAUUUUUGUCUUUGCUGUGAGUGAAAAUUUAGAGUCUUUGAGAGAUGGUUUGCUUGGUAUCUCGUUCAGGAAGGGAAUUGCAGAGAUACAACAACAUGGGUGGACGCCAAGUUGUUGGAUGCAUACCUUAUAGAUAUAAAGAAGAGAUAGAUGGCAAUAUGAACAAUGAAUUGGAAGUAUUAGUGGUUAGUUCACAGAAAGGUCAAGGAUUGAUGUUCCCUAAGGGAGGAUGGGAACUUGAUGAAUCUGUUGAAGAAGCAGCUUGCAGGGAAUCCCUUGAAGAAGCAGGAGUCUUAGGAAUCGUUGAGUGUAAAUUGGGGCAAUGGAGUUUCAUUAGCAAAAGACAUGGUAUAUACUAUGAAGGGCACAUGUUCCCCUUGUUUGUCAAAGAACAACUUGAUCUGUGGCCUGAGAAAAAUCUGCGUAGAAGAAUAUGGAUGACUGUUGCUCAAGCCAGAGAAGCUUGUCAGCAUUGGUGGAUGAAGGAAGCAUUAGAUAUAUUGGUUCAACGACUCGUGUCUUCGAAGCAACAAAGAAAAUGAUAUAGCAUAUAUAUAUAGCUGAUUCUUUAAAUUUUUAACGAAUAAGUUUGCAAGUUGAUCAAUCUAUAUAGAUAAGAAAUUAAUAAUAUUUUGUAUCUCUAUAGGUUGAAGAUUAUAGAGAGGAUUAAUUAGGGAGAGAAACAGAAUUGUAGAGAAAUAUAGAGUUGCUAUUUUUAUGCAACUUCAA
Molecule: messenger RNA, 824 nt
Organism: Gastrolobium bilobum
Lineage: Eukaryota; Viridiplantae; Streptophyta; Magnoliopsida; Fabales; Fabaceae
Product: nudix hydrolase 17, mitochondrial-like
Exons: 5
Coding region: 140-637 (165 amino acids)
Cellular component (GO): cytoplasm; nucleus
Molecular function (GO): pyrophosphatase activity
Source: RefSeq, a predicted model, not a curated record